CGACAUCAAACCAUUGACUGCCCAAAAGAAGAGCGUCAAUUGCGCAACAACAACAACAACACAUAGCACAGCAAGUGUCCCCCUGCUAUACCCCCACUAUGAGCAUGAGAAUGAGCAAGAGUACACAAGCUAAUCUCCCCCAUAGAAUCUGAAUCCUACCGCCACCAUGGGUGUACCAUUUGAGGCUCUCAUUCCCUAUGCGAUCAUGACUGCUGUUCGUUAUCUACCCCUCGCCACCUCCAAAUUGCGUCCAUACUAAGCUGCUUCAGAUGUUUGGUAUUACUGGAAUAGGAUUGUCAAAGAUCAGACUCAUGCAGAAUGGCGGAAAGCGAGGACGUUACUCGGUGGAUCAAUGGGACAGAGUCAGUAUUCUAACCUGACCAGGUACCGAUUGCCAAUAUAAAAGCUAACAAUCUGCAGCAAAGUACACGCUAAGACUUCUCCAACCUACCUACGACAUACUAAUAUGUGAUAGUGAUGGACCGCGACCGAAGAUUGACUGGAUUUUUGCGGGGACAAACAGAUGAUCCAAAGCCACCAGCAGGAUUUGAGCUGAGCAACCCUUGGAGAGUUCGUAUAAUCCAUCUUUGGUCUUCCUGGAAGCAACGGCUGACUUGCUAUUUCACAGUGCGAGGAGCGUAUCGUUUGAUCUCAGA
Messenger RNA from Hymenoscyphus albidus, 656 nucleotides. The record is from the annotation of a GenBank genome assembly. Lineage: Eukaryota; Fungi; Ascomycota; Leotiomycetes; Helotiales; Helotiaceae.